Molecule: messenger RNA, 1484 nt
Organism: Cucurbita pepo subsp. pepo (vegetable marrow)
Lineage: Eukaryota; Viridiplantae; Streptophyta; Magnoliopsida; Cucurbitales; Cucurbitaceae
Source: RefSeq, a predicted model, not a curated record
AUAAAUAAAGGACAUCAGUACUUUUGAGAGAGACGCCGUGCCAGACGGCUUCACCGCCUUGUGGCUCCACUCACCAGCGCUUCAAUGGCCGCUCCAGAGCUCGAAGUUGCAGUGUUCAUCGAUACUGAUUUCGGCACCCAUCUUGCCGUCGCUGUUCCGCCGCACAUUGCCGCCGGAGCUUUAAAGAAGAGACCCUUUACAGAGAGACCCUUUACGACUAUAAAGAAGAGGGGCUGUUCCUCUUUGUCAACUUAGCUACUAAUACUCAAUGCGAACGUCAUUUUGAGCUGUAAGGAGGCAAGCAAAUGAAGGGAGGCAUUACGGGCCGGGUUUUAUCCUCCAAAAAGAAAAGGGGAAUUCUAUGAUAUGGCUAAUGGUUUUGAUAAGCUUGGAUAGGGGAAGUUGAGAGAGUACAUUUUAAAUGUUUCCCAAAUAUAGGAGAGAUCAAGGUGGAUGGAUUCAUGGUGAAGCAAAACUCGAACUUCUACCAUUUGCCCGACACGUUGCUUACCAAGCUCACUUCCCGGGUGGAAUCAGUGCAGUUUCUUCAUGUCAAAGCACAGCCUUUGAAUGAGUUUAUCGAGCCUCGUUUACCCAAAAAUGCCGAUUGUUUCCCCAACCUAAACAAUGCCACUUACCCUUCGGAAAGACAAGGCUACUGUAGACACUCCUGCACGAGUAAAAUCAGAAUCGACGACAAGAAACAGACAAGAAAGAUACUAAGAUCAGCCAGCACCAAAAGCAUCAUCUUAGCUUGUAAUACAAGGAGAAAAAGGAAGAGAACCCAGCUUUUAGAGCAUGUGGAAAAGAACUCAGAUCUGGAGGAACCAAUCAAAGAUGCAGAAAAGUUCGAUGGCUCGAUCGAUACAUCAUCGUACCAUAAUAUGCCAAAUGAUGAGGUUAGAACCACAAAACAUAGGUAUGCAAGCUCCUCCACAACCAGUGAGUUAUCAUCUGAAGUCAUGUCUGUUUCAAGUAUCAUAAAGAGAUAUUUUCCAAGCCACGACGAAGUAAGCAGCGUUCCAAAUCGAUCGAGCGGUGGCAUUACUCGUAGUGAGCCAGAGGAAAGAAGCCCAAGCUUGUUGCCUUUGAAAUCGCCAUUUAAAGCAGGUACUCCAAAACCUGAGAGAUCAUCUAAGCUUGGGAAAAGGCUGGUAAUGGCUUCAUAUAACCUUGGGAUUUCUCCCAACAGAGGAAGGCCAGAAAUUUCACUCUGCAAUUCCAGAGGUAAAAAGUUUCAAGAACUCAUGUCUUUGGCUAAAAGUUCUUGUUUUGAGAUAAGUGAUAGAGAAGAUUGAAAUUUUAGCAUUAGAUUUCUUUGUAUUGGAUGAAAAGUGUAUACAUAUAUCCAUCCAUUCCAUUAGUCUAACUAGGUCGGGUUGUGUUGGGUUAGGUUUAAUUCAGAUUUAGAGCUUUUUUUUUUUUUCGUAUAAAAGAGAUCGGGAGUACAUGUUAAUUGAACUAUGUCAAAUUUGGUGUUAAAA